Pipistrellus kuhlii (Kuhl's pipistrelle) is the source of this 1243-nucleotide messenger RNA. It is a transcript of the gene HAAO, whose product is annotated as 3-hydroxyanthranilate 3,4-dioxygenase. Gene Ontology annotation, cellular component: cytoplasm. Bases 62 to 925 code for a protein of 287 amino acids. Gene Ontology annotation, molecular function: iron ion binding; 3-hydroxyanthranilate 3,4-dioxygenase activity. NCBI's taxonomy places the organism in Eukaryota, Metazoa, Chordata, Mammalia, Chiroptera, Vespertilionidae. The record is from RefSeq and is a predicted model, not a curated record. Gene Ontology annotation, biological process: quinolinate metabolic process; 'de novo' NAD+ biosynthetic process from L-tryptophan. The transcript is spliced from 10 exons.
GGCGGCCGGGCGGACCGCGCCCCUCCGACGACAGCAGCCGCAGGACACCCGGGAGGGAGGCAUGAUGGAGCGGCCGGUGAGAGUGCGGACUUGGGUGGAGGAGAACCGAGCCUCCUUCCUGCCCCCGGUCUGCAACAAGCUCCUGCAUAAGGAGCAGCUCAAAGUCAUGUUCAUCGGCGGCCCUAACAUCAGGAAGGACUACCACAUCGAGGAGGGUGAGGAGGUGUUCUACCAGCUGCAGGGCGACAUGGUUCUCCAAGUCCUGGAGCGAGGGAAACACCGGGCUGUGGUCAUCCGGCAGGGAGAGAUAUUCCUCCUGCCCGCUGGGAUCCCCCACUCUCCACAGAGGUUUGCCAACACGGUGGGGCUGGUGAUUGAGCGGAGGCGGCUGAAAACCGAGCUGGAUGGGCUCAGGUACUACAUCGGAAACACCACGGACGUCCUGUUUGAGAAGUGGUUCUACUGCGAGGACCUCGGCACACAGCUGGCCCCCAUCAUCCAGGAGUUCUUCAGCUCUGAGCAACACAGGACAGGAAAGCCCAUCCCUGACCAGCUGCUCAUGGACACGCCGUUCCCCCUGAGCACACGAUCCGUCAUGGAGCCCAUGUCCUUGGAGGCCUGGCUGGCUGGCCACCGCAAGGAGCUACAGGGGGGCGCGUCCCUCAGCCUGUUUGGGGACACCUAUGAGACCCAGGUGAUCGUCCACGGACAAGGCAGGAGCAAAGACUGGAGGCAGGACGUGGACAUGUGGCUGUGGCAGCUGGAGGGCUCCUCGGUGGUGACCAUGGGGGGGCAGCCCCUGAGCCUGAGCCCCGACGACAGCCUCCUGGUGCCCGCCAGGACCGAGUACUCCUGGGAGCGAGGGCAAGGCUCUGUGGCCUUGGCUGUGAUGCAAGACCCCGCCCGCAAGAAGCCCCUGGGGUGACGGUCCUGCAGAGUGUGCUCAGCGCCACCCCGGCCGAAACUCCCACUUCCCCAGCCCCCACUGCUUCUCCGUCUACUGCUGCUGAGGGCCUCAGCGCCCCCUCCCCGGGCCGGGCCCUGGACAUCACUGUCGUCCAUCCUCCUCCUCUCCUCCCAGACUCUCCCCUUCUCCUCUGCAGCCGUCAGUCCCCUGCCCCACACAGCUCGGCCAGGCAGUCUGUCCCUGGGUCCAGGCUGCCUCUCCGUCUCUCUGUCCUCACGGCCUCAGCUCAGUACUUGUCUGCCGCCCAGAAGGCCCUCAAUAAAGGCUUCCUGGUGG